GCAGUUACCAGGGGAGAGCUCCGACUGUUCCCUGGGUUGCCAUUCUGUCUGUCCGCCAAAGGACUGGGCGGGCAAAGUUCCGACAGCUGGCGGGGGAACAACUCAGUAGCACCGCGCUGACACAGGCGCACUGCGACCCAGCGCCCCGCCCUCACGUCCCGCCAUCCCGCCACUAGGCCUCGAACCCGGCCUCGGAAGAGUCACGUGCUCUGCCUGCCGCGCGGUAGCCAAUGCGGUGGCUAUCGGCGUCUAGGCCCGCCCCUCGCACCGCGCUCACGCUGGGGGCGGAUCGGCACGCACAGUUGCUCUAGCCAAUCGUUGAGCAGCCCGCGGGACCCCGGCAGAGAAGCUCAGGCGGUGCAAGAGCGCGAGCGCGGGAGUUAGCGGUGCAGCCAUGGUGGGACACCUGAGCGAGGGGGCCAUCGAGGUCAUGAUACAGCAGGAAAAUACAUCCAUAAAGCCCAUCCUGCAGGUCAUUAACAUCCGUCCCAUUUCUACAGGGAAUAGGUCACCCCGGUACCGACUGCUCAUGAGUGAUGGGUUGAACACGCUUUCCUCGUUCAUGCUGGCCACGCAGCUGAACACCCUGGUCGAGGGAGGGCAGCUGGCCAGCAACUGUGUCUGCCAGGUCCACAAGUUCAUCGUCAACACCCUGAAAGACGGCAGAAUGCAACCAAAACCUCAUGGGAAUCCGUAUGGUGAACAGUCAGUGCUGAGGAAGUUAAGCCAGUGUGUGUUAUAUUACACACGGGUGAAAGUAGUUGUUUUGAUGGACUUGGAAGUUAUGAAAUCUGCUGAAGACGUUGGAUUAAAGAUUGGGAAUCCAGUGCCCUAUAAUGAAGGAUAUGGGCAGCAGCAGCAGCAGCAGCAGCAGCAGCAGCAGCAAGCAGUCCCUUCCCCAGCCUCUGCAGCGACACCACCAGCCAGCAAGCCCCAGCCACAGAAUGGGAGUCUGGGAAUGGGUUCCACUGCAGCUAAGGCUUAUGGUGCCUCAAAGCCAUUUGGAAAACCUGCCGGAACUGGCCUGCUGCAGCCUUCAGGUGGGACACAGUCCAAAGUGGUGCCCAUCGCCAGCCUCACCCCGUACCAGUCCAAGUGGACUAUUUGUGCCCGUGUCACCAACAAAAGUCAGAUCCGCACCUGGAGUAAUUCCCGGGGGGAAGGAAAGCUUUUCUCUCUAGAACUUGUGGAUGAAAGCGGUGAAAUCAGAGCUACUGCUUUCAAUGAGCAAGUGGACAAGUUCUUUCCCCUUAUUGAAGUGAACAAGGUGUAUUACUUCUCAAAGGGCGCCCUGAAGAUCGCUAACAAACAGUUCUCCGCUGUUAAAAAUGACUAUGAGAUGACCUUCAAUAAUGAGACUUCUGUCCUUCCCUGUGAAGAUGGCCAUCACUUACCCACAGUUCAGUUUGAUUUCACAGGGAUCGGUGACCUAGAGAGCAAGGCUAAAGACGCACUAGUAGACAUCAUUGGAAUCUGCAAGAGCUAUGAAGAUUCGAUUAAAAUCACAGUGAAGUCGAACAACAGAGAAGUUGCUAAGAGAAAUAUCUAUUUGAUGGACAUGUCAGGGAAGGUGGUGACCACAACUCUGUGGGGAGAAGAUGCUGACAAGUUUGACGGCUCUCGGCAGCCCGUGAUGGCCAUCAAAGGAGCCCGAGUCUCUGACUUCGGUGGACGGAGCCUCUCGGUCCUCUCAUCCAGCACUGUCAUUGUGAAUCCUGACAUCCCAGAGGCCUAUAAGCUUCGUGGCUGGUUUGACUCAGAAGGACAAGCCUUAGAUGGUGUUUCCAUCUCUGACCACAGGAGUGGAGGGGCCGGAGGGGGCAACACCAACUGGAAAACUUUGCAUGAGGCUAAAUCUGAGAACCUGGGCCAGGGAGACAAGGCGGACUAUUUCAGCACUGUGGCAGCGGUGGUGUUUCUCCGCAAAGAGAACUGUAUGUACCAGGCCUGCCCAACCCAGGACUGCAAUAAGAAAGUGAUUGACCAGCAGAAUGGGUUGUACCGCUGUGAGAAGUGUGACCGGGAAUUUCCCAAUUUCAAAUACCGCAUGAUCUUAUCGGCAAAUAUUGCAGAUUUUCAAGAGAACCAGUGGGUGACGUGUUUCCAGGAGUCUGCAGAGGCCAUCCUUGGACAGAACACUAUGUACCUUGGGGAACUCAAAGAGAAGAACGAGCAGGCGUUUGAAGAGGUUUUCCAGAAUGCCAACUUCCGGUCAUUUACGUUCAGAAUCAGGGUCAAGCUGGAGACCUACAAUGAUGAAUCUCGAAUUAAGGCCACUGUGAUGGACGUGAAGCCCGUGGACUUCAGAGACUAUGGCAGACGGCUGAUCGCGAACAUCAGGAAGAACAUGUGAUGGGAGCAAGUACCACUGGUGGCCAGAACGGAAGAGAGAAGAACAGAAAUAGAAUGGCUUCCUUCCCGCCCCAUGGGACAGCUCCACAAUGAAGAUCCUCUAGGGGAGGCUGGCAACCCAUCUGGGCCCCUCUUGGGACUCACUGAUAAGCAAAGACAGUGAGCUCAGAGGGCUGUGUGUGAACCUUCCGCUCCAGUUCUCAGCCACCGGUAGUGUGGCAGCAGUCCCCUCCUCCUGCCUUCCGGCUUUGUCGGAUUUCAUGAAAUUUUGUUAUCUUCAAACAGAAAUUAUGUCACAAGUCAUUAACCCCACUCUGGAUAAUGAGGCAAAUUAUGUAACCUGGAGUGUGCUUUUCCAGUGGUGGCACCUUUUUGUCUUGAGUUCCUCCUGGGGGGAGAAGAGUAGGGGAGAACCCAGGUGUUCAGAGGGUGCGUCUGCCUGGAAUCAAAGGGUCUGUUUUGCAGAGUUACUGCAUGGUUGUUAAUGCUUAGAAUGGCAACAAGGUAGAAUUAUUAAUCAAAGGCCUAUCGUUAAUAUCUGAAUAUCCUUCCUUCAGGGUUUGAUAGGUUUAAUAGACUGAGUCAGAUGACUCUGAUAUUAAUCAGAAUUGUCUCCUCUGAGGACGGCUGAUAAGCACUGGCUUGCUGUCCCCUUGGGGAAAAGCAAACCCCCAAAUUGCAUAAUUUACUUCAUUAUCCACAUAGUGGGGUCAGUUACUUGAGACACAAUCCCUGUUUGAAGAUAACAGAAUCUUAGUAAAUCCGACAAAGCCUGCAGACAGAGGUGGCACUGGGACAUCCAGGCUGCUACAGAGCAUGGCUUCAGUUUGCAUCAGUUACCGUUCGGUUGCCAGGCGGACCUGUGUACCUUUAUUAAAGCUAUGUUAAAUAGAAUUUAAGAAAGAAGCUUUGUUUCCUUUGCUUUGUUUGAAUAAACAGUAUAUCUUUGUGGAUCCUA
Mus musculus (house mouse) is the source of this 3310-nucleotide messenger RNA. RefSeq names its product replication protein A1 (gene Rpa1). NCBI's taxonomy places the organism in Eukaryota, Metazoa, Chordata, Mammalia, Rodentia, Muridae. Gene Ontology annotation, biological process: DNA recombination; mismatch repair; nucleotide-excision repair. Gene Ontology annotation, molecular function: chromatin-protein adaptor activity; G-rich strand telomeric DNA binding; single-stranded DNA binding. Gene Ontology annotation, cellular component: nucleus; site of DNA damage; site of double-strand break. The transcript is spliced from 18 exons. The record is from RefSeq and is a predicted model, not a curated record. Bases 395 to 2353 code for a protein of 652 amino acids.